AUGGAGAAAACACUUCCCACUGUUCUGCUUUCUUUCCUUCUCAGGCAACUACUUAUACUAGUGGUACUACUGACAUGUCGCCGGAAUGUUCUCACAGUCGCCGCAUGUGGAAAGUGGGACCUGCUUCGAUCCAACAUUGGCAUAUCAGCCAUGCACAUGCAACUUCUCAACAACGACAAAGUUGUCAUCUUUGAUCGGACGGAUUUUGGUCCUUCCAACAUCUCACUUCCCAAUGGGAAAUGCCGGAACGACCCGAACGAUCUUGCCCUGAAAAUUGACUGCACCGCUCACUCGGUGGAGUACAAUGUCGCUGACAACGUGGUCCGCCCCCUCAUGGUCCUCACUAACACCUGGUGCUCCUCUGGUGCUGCUAUGCCUGAUGGAAGUUUAAUGCAAACUGGGGGGUUUAAUGAUGGUGACCGUAAUGUGAGAACCUACAAACCUUGCACUGAUAAUUCUUGUGUCUGGCAAGAAAAUAACAACGUCCUCACACAAAGAAGAUGGUAUGCCACGAAUCAUCUUUUACCUGAUGGGAGGCAGAUUAUAAUAGGCGGCCGCGGGCAGUUUAAUUAUGAAUUUUAUCCGAAAACAUCCUCAGCUGAUACAUCAUACGAUUUGCCUUUUCUGACUCAGACGAAUGAUCGGAACAUUGAGAACAAUUUGUAUCCAUUUGUUUUUCUGAAUGUGGACGGGAAUUUGUUCAUUUUCUCUAAUAAUCGAGCUAUUUUGUUUGACUAUACAAAAGGACAGGUGGUUAAAACCUACCCGACAAUGCCUGGAGGGGAUCCAAGAAAUUAUCCUAGCAGUGGUUCUGCUGUUUUGCUUCCAUUGAAGAACUUGCAAGGAGGAGCCAUUGGGGCUGAAGUUCUGGUAUGUGGAGGAGCACCGAAGGGAGCAUAUGCUAGUGCAAUGAAUCGGAAUUUCGUUCCUGCACUUAGCACGUGCGGAAGGAUUCAAAUAACCGAUCCCAAUCCACAAUGGACCAUGGAGACCAUGCCUUAUGCUAGAGUAAUGGGUGACAUGGUAUUGUUACCAAAUGGCAGAGUCUUGAUCAUUAAUGGGGCAUCUUCGGGUACGGCAGGGUGGGAAUUAGGUCGGAACCCAGCUUUUUCACCCGUUAUUUACAGCCCUGAUAGUUCAAGUGGAUCAAGAUUUGAAGCACAAAACCCAAGCUCCACCCCCCGAAUGUACCACUCAACUGCAAUAUUGCUUCGUGAUGGACGGGUUCUCGUCGGUGGCAGCAAUCCUCUUCAGUAUGACAAUAUUACGGGAGUUCCUUUUCCGACAGAUUUAACAUUAGAAGCAUUUUCACCCUCAUAUCUUGAUCCAAAUUUUGCAAGAUUACGCCCAAAAAUAACUGCACCAGCUUCACAAUCUAAAAUUGCAUAUGGAAAACAACUCCGUAUUCGGUUCACUAUUCCUCCAGGCAGGCUAAAUAGAAAUUCAGUUAUGGUGACAAUGGUUGCACCUUCAUUUACAACACAUUCCUUUUCAAUGAAUCAAAGACUACUGACUCUAGGUGGAAGCAACAUAACGGCAGUCGGAUUAGCGAAAUAUCAAAUUCAAGUGGUAACACCGAGUUCACCCAAUCUUGCCCCACCCGGAUACUAUCUUUUAUUUGUAGUUCAUCAAGAUAUUCCCAGUGAAGGCAUUUGGGUCCAAUUCAAGUAA
Fraxinus pennsylvanica is the source of this 1671-nucleotide messenger RNA. The record is from the annotation of a GenBank genome assembly. NCBI's taxonomy places the organism in Eukaryota, Viridiplantae, Streptophyta, Magnoliopsida, Lamiales, Oleaceae.